AUGAUGCAGGGAAGACCCCGCGCCACCUGGCUAGUCCCCCGUAGGGACCGCCAAGCCGAGCUUGACGGCUCGAUCGCGGUCACUCUGGACGGACAGGCGUCUGUCGCGUGCCUCUUGGUGAACCAUCCGGUCAUCGUAGAAGGAUCCUCCGGGCCUCGCUGGUUGAGCGGGCCUCCUACGCGGCUCCUGUUCUCAAACUGGACGGGUGCAACGGUGCGCUGCUCGGCCGACGGGGACCCGCGCCCUCACGUGUGGUGGGUGAGCGCCGCGGACGGACUGAAUGCCAGCGCCCUACCGGCCGCCACUUCGCGACCGCAGCUGCUCACGGUCCACGAGGGCACGCUCACUUUCCUGCCCUUCCGCGAGCACCAAUUCCGCGCGGAGGUGCACCGCGGAUCCUUUCGCUGCCGGGCGCGCAAUGCCAGAGGCACCGUGCUCAGCACCGCCGUGCACGUCAACGCCGUGAUAGCCCAAGACUGGGAGCUGCGAAUGUGGUCCGCUCCGGGCUCGGUGCCACGGGGAAGUGCCCUGCUGGUGCGUUGUCCCGUGCCCAGUCACGUGAGCCACCACGUGAUUGUCACCGCCUGGGAGGAGGAGCACCACAGCCCCGUACUCAUCACACCGCGGUCGUCAACGGACCGGUACGUGAUGACGUCAUCGGGUGACCUGUACGUGCGCAGCUUGACUCAGGCUGCACGCUUCCGCUGCCACACAGAGGACGUGCUUACUCGUCGCAACAGGACGAGCACGAACUACGCGCACUACCACGCCACGGAACCAACGGGAAGUCAGAUACCAUCUAUCACAUUCCACUCUGGUCACGUGACUGUUGAGCAAGGACGUCCCACAGACCUGGUCUGCCUGGCCCAAGGCUGGCCGCCACCCAAGUACAAGUGGUACCGGAAGCAGGGGCAGAGGCUGGUGCCGUUGCCACCCUCGACCACACCCACUGCACUGGAUGGUGUCCUGCACUGGAGCGGAGGCGCACAGCCCGAGCAUGAAGGGCAGUAUGUGUGCGUGGCGACAAACACCAUGGGAGAUGCCAAGGCCACGCUCCAGCUUUCAGUGAUUGGUGUGAAUGCAUGA
Dermacentor silvarum is the source of this 1086-nucleotide messenger RNA. RefSeq names its product Down syndrome cell adhesion molecule-like protein Dscam2. The record is from RefSeq and is a predicted model, not a curated record. The transcript is spliced from 7 exons. NCBI's taxonomy places the organism in Eukaryota, Metazoa, Arthropoda, Arachnida, Ixodida, Ixodidae. Bases 1 to 1086 code for a protein of 361 amino acids.